UCAGAGGAGGAAGAAGAUGUGUUUGUCCUCCCACGGAGGAGAAGCUCCCUAGGCCUGAGUGGAUAUCCCCUUCCAGAAGAGGAGCCAGGGGCUGAAGGUCCACUCCCCCGGGUACUCCGCAGAAUCAUCUCCAUUGAAGAAGACCCCCUGCCCCAGCUCCUGGAUGGCAGCUUUGAGCAGCCAUUGAGCAAAUGCCCAGAAGAGGAGGAGGUUGCCCAGCAGAGGGUGGAAGGACAAAGCCAGCAGGCCAGACCCUUGGAACCCAUGCCUGCAUCUCCCCGAGGACAGCCUGUUGGAAAAGAAGACUUGUCUAAGGAGGAAGCCCCUCCCUCCAGCCCAGACCGGCUCUUCAAAAUCGUGCUAGUGGGCAACUCCGCCGUGGGGAAGACUUCCUUCCUGAGGAGGUUCUGUGAGGAGCGGUUUGCCCCCGGCUUGGCAGCCACUGUGGGCAUCGACUAUCGGGUGAAGAUGGUGAGCGUGGACGACUCGUCCGUGGCGCUGCAGCUGUGGGACACGGCGGGGCAGGAGAGGUAUCGCUGCAUCACUCAGCAGUUCUUCAGGAAGGCCGAUGGUGUCAUCGUCAUGUACGAUGUCACCGCCAGACAGUCGUUCCUGUCGGUCCGGCAGUGGCUGAGCAGCGUGGAGGUGAGCUGGUGACCUUCCUAGGAGCGCUGACGCUGACUCCUGCCUCCCCCUUGUCCCUGCCCAUCUCCUGCCCGGCCCUCUGCUCUUCCAAAACCUGAUUCAGAGCCCGCCUUCUCCAGGCGUGCAUAUGGCCAUUCACCCAAGCCCAGCCCUCGGUACUGGGGAUGAACGAGACUGACACAGUCCCUGCCCUCAUGAAGGUGGGACUUGAAAAACAGAUCACGCCCAUAACUGUGUCAUUACAAUUGCCAUAAGUGCCUCAAGUGAAUGGGCUGGA
Messenger RNA from Leptonychotes weddellii (Weddell seal), 922 nucleotides. NCBI's taxonomy places the organism in Eukaryota, Metazoa, Chordata, Mammalia, Carnivora, Phocidae. The record is from RefSeq and is a predicted model, not a curated record.